Molecule: messenger RNA, 1640 nt
Organism: Suillus clintonianus
Lineage: Eukaryota; Fungi; Basidiomycota; Agaricomycetes; Boletales; Suillaceae
Product: xylose isomerase-like protein
Exons: 11
Coding region: 48-1475 (475 amino acids)
Biological process (GO): base-excision repair
Cellular component (GO): mitochondrion; nucleus
Molecular function (GO): DNA binding; DNA-(apurinic or apyrimidinic site) endonuclease activity; zinc ion binding
Source: RefSeq, a predicted model, not a curated record
CCGCAAUUGCAUCAUGGACUUCCAAAUCUCAAGACUUUCUGAAUCUGAUGCUAGCAGCUGCUGCGUUAUCUCAUAUCAGACCCACGCCCUAUACCCCACUACUACUCUUAUUCCUCAAGCAAAGCCAAACAAGGGCCUUCAUCCCGGCGAACCUUAUGGUUCAAACAAGAAGAUCGACUCGCGCUGCUGCCGCACCCGCACCCGCACCCGCACCCGCGCCAUUACCAUCGUCAAUCACCCUAACGUCAUCCGACUCUCACCUACUAGCAGAAUCCUCCAAACGUAGAAGAGCAGAUCACUCAAAUGAAUUGGAAAGCGAGAGCGGUACCGCGGUCGUAGCCACGAAAAAACCUGCGCGCAAGAAGCAGAAAAAAUUGAAGACAGAGGAUGGUCACGGUGAAGCUUCGACGGAGGGUUUUCCAGUACGCAUCUCAAAUCCGUGGAAGAUCGGCGCACACGUGUCAGCUGCAGGAGGAGUUGAGAAUGCUGUUCGGAAUGCUGCGAUGGUUGGCGCCAGCGCAUUCGCUCUAUUCGUCAAGUCCCAGCGAAAAUGGGAUUCACCACCGUUUUCUACAGAAAACGUUGAUGCGUUCAAGAGACGAAUGCAAGAGUUUAGGUAUUCGUCGAAACACGUCCUGCCUCAUGGCAGUUAUUUAGUCAAUUUGGGAAACCCGGACGAGGAGAAGAGGCAGAAGUCUUUCAAUUGCUUCCUCGACGAUCUUCAGCGGUGCGAGCAGCUUGGCCUUGAGCUUUACAAUUUUCAUCCGGGCUCGACCGUUGGGCAGGCUACGAAGGACGAAUCGAUAGCCCUGAUCGCGGAAUGUAUCAACAAUGCGCACAAAGCAACGAAGUAUAUAACGAUUGUCAUUGAAAAUAUGGCAGGUUCAGGAAAUGUCAUAGGCUCCCAGUUUUCAGAGCUGUAUGAGAUUAUCGAUCUUGUCGAUGAUAAGGCGCGAGUGGGCGUUUGCCUUGACACCUGUCAUAUGUUCGCAGCAGGAUACAACAUCUCAACAAAAGAUGGAUGGAACGCAACGCUCUCCGCGUUCGAUACCGAAGUCGGACUGUCCUAUCUCAAAGGAAUGCAUCUGAAUGACUCCAAAGCCGGCCUCGGGUCAAAAAAAGAUCGACACGAAAAUAUCGGACUCGGACACAUUGGUAUUUCUACGUUCAGGCACAUCGUCUCUGACCCACGGACGCAAGAUAUUCCUCUUAUCCUCGAAACCCCGACUUUCGAAGCAACAGAAAUCUGGGCGAAGGAGAUAGCUGCGCUUAAUUCUCUCUCGAUGGUCGAUGAUGGCGAGGUCACGGAGACGGUUACGGAGAAGGAACUGUCGUUGGUUGGCGAGAUAACAUCGCUGGUGCGGAGCCACGCUGCGAACAAGGCGGGGAAAGCAAGCAAGACAAAGACCAGUAUGGGCCGUGCACGCAAGCGGGAUGUGACGGAGGACCAGGACCACGAUUCUGACUGUGCUUAGGAAUAUCAAUGCGAGUUGGUGUCUACCAUCAGCCUUGAUACGACCCCUUAUCUUAUCCUUCUUCUCAUUUUUCUGUGCUAUUUGUAUUGAAACAAAUUAACGCGGUGUUUUGCAUUGUUUGACGCACUUACUUACGUGGACGCGAAGAGGGAAAAAAUACGACAG